CUCGCUAUGGUUGUCCGUUCGUCCGUUCAGGCCCCGUGCCAUGGUUGAGUGUUUGUUAGAGGUCUUUCUAUAUGUUUGUUUGUCCAAAAUGUUUCUUUUUCAAUCACAAAUUUACAUUAUACUCUUCUUAAAAUGAAGACGACCUCUCGGGGAAUCAAGCCUAGUUUAUAAGAAAAUGGCACGUAAUAUACGACGCCAUACGAAAAAGAAGUAUCCCGCAGGGCCAAAAAACACAACUGAAAUUAAGCAGGCAUACGAUGAUGAUGCAACAAUGCAGGAAUUUGGUCUCAACCUACGGAGGACUAACUACUUCUACGUCGAUACAGUCGGAAUCGAAGGAUGUGAGUUCACCGUGUUUGCAUCUUACGACAUGAUGGGCAUGGUGAACGAACAUAUUCCACCCGAAGGACGCAGAUACAUGCUAGAUGGCACCUUUGAUGUCGUACCGAUUCGCUACUUCUAUCAGUUGCUUGUGAUUGCAAUUGAAUACAAAAAUGAUAAUGAAACAAGCUCACUGUCUGUUGCGCAUUUGCUCAAUCGAACAUCGUCACCGUUGGAGUCGUUAAACUCCAUUCUGAACCGUUCAAUUGCCAAAAGGACGCAUUUUUUCCGAUUUGUUGCACGCUUGAAAUUUUUUGAAAGCAAAAAAUCCAACGAUAUGUCAAUUGCGGUGAACAGCAGUUUACCACAAUCAA
Molecule: messenger RNA, 695 nt
Organism: Sitodiplosis mosellana (orange wheat blossom midge)
Lineage: Eukaryota; Metazoa; Arthropoda; Insecta; Diptera; Cecidomyiidae
Exons: 2
Source: RefSeq, a predicted model, not a curated record